AUGCAGCUCUUCCUGAUCAACUUCAUCCUUAUUGCCUACUACCUGUUCAGUGUCGUCCGUGCCGAUAUGACUACAGAUGCAAUUCAGUUGCAGGGCCUCGCUUCCGACACAGCGGACACUAUUUUCGCGUCGUUGAAUGGAACCGCAUAUCUCAAUACAUCGGACCUCGUAUCUCGAGUCACCGCUGCCGUCCAAGGAGCCGAUUCGAUGGUGAUAUCCAAUGUCUCCUCUUCGGGUACCGCAAACGUCACACUUAACGAUGCCUACUUCAACUUUGUCGAUUCGAUGCUCUACCUCGCCGAUACUGUUCAACGUCGCGGUCGCCUCUUCCACUCUGAGCUGAACCUUCCGGUUUACCAAGCUCUCCAGAACUUGUCUUCUGCCGUUUCUUACCUCGUGCAGACUUACGGUCACGACCUCACAUCACAUAGUUUGAUCCAGCGCAACAGCACCAUCCGCACCAUGACCACCGGCAGUGCCAUUGUCAAUGCACAAAGUGCGUGGGCCAACAACCAAAACUAUCCAGGCAAGAGAGAGACUUCGAGCUGGUCGGGCUGA
Molecule: messenger RNA, 558 nt
Organism: Aureobasidium melanogenum CBS 110374
Lineage: Eukaryota; Fungi; Ascomycota; Dothideomycetes; Dothideales; Saccotheciaceae
Exons: 5
Coding region: 1-558 (185 amino acids)
Source: RefSeq, a predicted model, not a curated record